AUGUUAAUAAUACAAGCCAAAAUCACUUCAAAUGAAUCAGAAUUCAAACAAUUGGAACUAAAAGAAAUCAAACAACAAAAUUCCGUUACAGAAAUCAUAGACAAUCUGAAACCAGGAAUAUCAUACUCCUUCGGUGUGAUAAUAGUUGCAGAAGAUGGAAAUUCCAACAUAGAGGAUAUCAAAAUAGUCAAUUACACUACCAAGUGCCUAUUUUCAAGAAAUAUAAAUUAUGGUGUAAGCUUAUUGAGUGGUACAGACUACAUCAAUGUUACUUGGAACAAGCUUAAUGAUCAAAAUGAAGAAGACUGCUAUAUAACAGGGUACUUGUUGAAACUUAUGAUGGUGAACACACCUCUACAGCAACAAGGUUUUUCAGAAGAAGUAAUAUCCAAUGAUAAUCAUGGAUAUGUAUUUGAAAAUCUACUAUAUGGUGAAAAAUACUCAGUUCAAGUAACAGCAAUAUCAGCUACGGGUCAGGCUAAAUCAUCUGAAAUAUCAUAUAUUUACACCGAGCCUUAUGGAUCUGUGCAAAUAAAAAACAUAAAAGCCAAACUAAACCAAAGUUCAUCAUUGGUAAUAACGUGGGAUGUUGACGAAAAAUAUGCAAAUACGCCGUUACAUUAUAACAUUAAAUACAAGAUCAAUAAGCAUUUUAGCUGUUCAAGCGAAGUCAUAACAAAUAUCUGGACAUCGCUAUUAGCUUACAAUCAGACGCGAAUCGAAAUUUUGGAUUUGAUACCGAACACACAGUAUGUUGUAAAAGUUGACCCCAAAAUUAAAGGAUAUACUUACAACGACAAUAUUAAUAUUAUUUUCGUAAAAACGCCUAUCUCUAAUCCAAAAUUAACACCUAUAAUGAUCAAUGACGCAAAUGGUUCAUACAUAACCAAUCAAAGCGCAUACUUCAGUUGGACGAUAAACAAGACCGAGUGUUCUAAACUAAAUGGUUUAUUUCAAGGAUACCAAGUCAUACUUAAAGAUAUUGUCGAGGGCACGCAAGUAUCAAACUUGACUACACAAAACACGGUGAACUACGAUGGAUUAAAACCCAGCACCAAAUAUGAACUGCAAAUAUACGUACUAACGAAUUAUGGAUACAACUCAGAACAAGGAUUAUUGAUUCCGUUCAAAACCAUUACUAAAUUUUUAGAACCUGUGGACGAAUUAAUAGUUUACAAGAAAAACUUGAAGCGCAAAUCGAUUGGAAUCAGAUGGAGUUACCCUGAUGAAAACAUCGUCAACGGUUUUAUCAUCAGCGCAAUCGACGAGAAUAUAAAUAGUACAAAGCAAAUUACCAUAGAACCCGAAAGAUGCGUUGUUUGGCCAAAAUUAUACUGCACUACUUUUGAGAACCUAAUACCAAACCACCAAUACACCAUAAAAAUAAAAGCCAAGUCGAUAGACUAUCCCACAGGUGGUUUUACGGCAUCGGUCGUCAGCAAUUUCAGCGACGGGUUUGCAGAUAAACCGGAAAAUCUCAGGACAACAGACGUAGGCUCCACGCACAUAUCACUGGCAUGGGACAUACCAUGGGUAUUCAACGGCGUGCUGAAAUCGUUCAUAGUGAACACCGAAGAGAUUUCCUCUAAAGACAUCGAUAAAUGCUGUGAUAGCCAACCGGAUUUGGAGAUUCAGAUAACAGAAGAACUCCCAACUUACAACUGCACGAUAAACGAUUUGAAGCCCGGUUCCACUUAUUCGAUCGGUGUAUUAUCGAAGACUUCAUCAUAUGGUCAAACUAAUAGGAUUCAAGUGACGACUCUAUCCACUCCUGCAGUCGCUGAAGACGUUGAAAACGAUCAGCUAAUAACACCUGCAACGCAGACAUCAGACGAACCUGAAAAUUAA
Molecule: messenger RNA, 1848 nt
Organism: Macrosiphum euphorbiae (potato aphid)
Lineage: Eukaryota; Metazoa; Arthropoda; Insecta; Hemiptera; Aphididae
Source: the annotation of a GenBank genome assembly